Molecule: messenger RNA, 4950 nt
Organism: Podarcis muralis (Common wall lizard)
Lineage: Eukaryota; Metazoa; Chordata; Lepidosauria; Squamata; Lacertidae
Product: semaphorin-4A-like
Biological process (GO): neural crest cell migration; negative chemotaxis; positive regulation of cell migration
Cellular component (GO): plasma membrane
Molecular function (GO): chemorepellent activity; semaphorin receptor binding
Source: RefSeq, a predicted model, not a curated record
AGUGCCGCCAGUUUAUACGGAUGUUUGAAUUCGCAAUUAUCUUAUAGGAAAGGGUUCCUUUUGAACCAGGGCGAUUAGCAACCAUUCAAAAAGGAAAAAAUCAUUGUUUCUCCUGACUGCUGAUGCUAUUGGUUGCCAUUGUUUGAUGUCACAGACAAGCUGAACACCAAAGGGUUGGGGCUUGCUGAGAGACGUCAGAACAAGAAACAUGAGCCUGGGGGAAGGAAAUCCCAGCGACCACCUGCUGAUUGACAACCAUGAACCCCAAACAGUCUUUACGCCUCUUCGGGUUCCUCCUGACAUUUGCCACCGCUCUGGCCACGGAUCUGAUGCCGAGGCAAAACAUCCAGAUAAGGAACCCUCGACCAAUUAUUGCACAAUACCACCAAAAGGGAGUUACAGAUUGUGCCACUUUUGUCCUGAGCACAGAUAGGAAAACUCUCUAUGUGGGAGCCAGAGACACCGUUGUCGCUCUUGACACUGACAGAGCUAAAAUCAACAACCAAAAGGGCAUGGUACGCUGGGCCCCCACGAGGGAGAUAAAGGACAUCUGUAAACUCAAAGGCAAACAGGAGAUGGAAUGCUUGAAUUUUAUCCAUGUCGUGGUGCAACUGAACGACACACACCUUUACAUCUGCGGGACGUAUGCUUUCAAACCCACCUGUGCUUACAUUGACCUACAAACAUUUGCUGUGGUGACUGAUGCAGACGGCAACCACCGCCUCCUGGAUGGGAAAGGUGUCACCCCCUAUACUAACAAGUAUAAGAACACAGCAAUUCUCGUUGAUGGUGAACUUUAUGCAGCUACCAAGAAUGACUUUCAAGGGAUAGACCCUAUCAUCACUCGUACCCUGGGCAGCAAGACAAUUUUGAAGACAGAGCAGUGGAUGGAAUCUGAUGCAACGUUUGUGGCCUCCAUCAACAUCCCAAUUGCCCCAGAUGAUCAGAAAAUCUAUUUCUUCUUUUCGGAAACAGCAAAGGAAUUCAACUACUUGGAAAAGGUGGUUGUUUCGAGGGUGGCGCGCAUUUGCAAGAAUGAUGCUGGAGGAGAAAAGUUGCUGCAGAAGAAAUGGACGACAUUUGUAAAAGCUACUCUCUCCUGCACCCCAGAGGGGCAGUUACCUUACAGUGUCAUUCAGCAUGUAUUUGCCCUUCCACAUCAUGGAGGCGACACAGUUCUCUAUGCUGUCUUCACUCCUCAGUGGAAAGUGGGAGAUCUCUGGAGCUCGGCAGUCUGUGCCUUCAGCCUUGCUGCUAUCAACAAAGUCUUUGAUGAUGGGAAAUUCAAAGAGGAAAGCAGCUUUUCCCAAUGGAUGACUUAUGAGGGGGAGGUCCCAGACCCUCGCCCUGGCAGUUGUUCCAUCACCCCCACUUCACACAACACCCACAGCUUCAUGAGACAGCACUAUGUGAUGGAUGAAAAAAUUCAGCCAAUCGAUAAUCGACCUCUACUGGUGCAGCCAAAUGUGAAAUACACCCAGAUUACGGUACACGAAUUGCAUAACUCCUUGGGAAGGACCUACUAUGUGAUGUUUCUUGGGACAGACCAGGGCAUCAUUCACAAAGCAGUGGUCGUUGGCAACGAGGCAUACAUUGUGGAGGAGAUCUUGCUGUUUGUGAGGCCAGAGGCGAUCAGGAGUCUGCUGCUUUCUCCUGAAGAGGGAAUCCUGCAUGUGGGGCAUGGCAAAGGAGUCCUUCAAAUAACAAUGGCCAACUGUGGCAUUCACAAAAGCUGUACCGACUGCAUUGCAGCGCGAGAUCCAUACUGUGCCUGGAACGGACGCAGGUGCAAAGAAAUCCAAAUCUCCAAUGCUGACAGGGAUGGCUUGAAGCAGGAUAUUGAGGGAGGAAGGCCAGAAAUUGGGUGCAGCAGAAGCAGCAGCAGCAGCAGAAGAAGCAGAGCUUCCCCAAGCUCAGUUACUGUGGUGGUUGUGAUGACCUUGGUUUUCUUCUCCUUCCCUGACAAUCUGAAAAUGGAAGGGCCGGGAUGCAGGAGCCUCUCUAAAGCCAAUAAAGCAUCAGGUCAAGAGAAACUCCUGCUUCGUGACAGCCAGAGCCUUCCACAAGGCAACCUUUGCCAGGAAGCUGCCAACUGCUCUAAGAUCUGCUGUGUCAAAGGUGGUGGUGGAUCUUUUCAGAACAUCCUGGCUAAAAACAACUGCUUGGACUUCGACCUGGCAUAUGGGGAAGACUCCAGAGGCGUUGUGGCAGUAGAGGGAAUCUAACCUGGUCCAGCUUCAUCCCUCUGCAGGAGCAACCUUUUGAGAUCACAACAGCUCACCACAGGCAACCAAACAAAGAUCUUGCCACUAUUGUGAUGCUGUUCUCAAGCACCACAAAAGUAAACAUGCUGUUACCUCUUGAUUUCAAGUUUUCCUUGUCCCCUUUUCUCUACAACGCCAUGGGAAAGCCAGGUUGUGCAGCUUGCUGAAUCCCUCUCACUUGUUCAGGUCCCCGUCCUCACUUCCAUAGAUUGACUCACAACCCAAAUCCAUAGAUCUCUCUGUUAAAUGUUUGCCUAAAUCCUAAAAACAAAUGGAAUACCAACGCCAAUCCCUGAUCUCCAGAGCUUUCCAGGUUGGCAGAUGCUCAUUAAGAAGCUGAAGGAUGCUUGUGGGUUAGUCAGGGCUGAGAGGCAGAUUUUAAGCUACCAACAAUUCAAGGGCAGAUACAGGAGGGCAAAUUAGCAACAUGAUGUGCAGCCCGCAAAACCAGCCCCAUUGUUAGGCAGCUCUACCAUAACGGAAAGUGAGGUCGGAGUCUAGGGGUGCAAGUGGGGGCAGCAGAGCAGGACAUUGGCAGGCCCAACCCAAAGGGAAUGAUUUAUUCUGUGUAAGAUUACCUGGAGUUAUUAUCAUGCCUGAGCUGGUUCCCAGUUUGUCUUCAUAACUGAGCCAUUCCUAUGGCUGAUCUGGUUCAUGUGGUCUUGGGCCCUUCUGUUAUGUGCUUCAGAUAUUUGUGGGGGUGGCAGGGAGGUGAAGAGAGGAGUGCAGUUCAUUUGCCUGCUUUAAAUUAAAAAAUAAAGCGGAGGUGAAGGUCAGCCAGCAUGGCCACUUUGGACUUCAAUUUGCAUCACCCACCUUAUGCCGUAGCAUCACUCUAUUGUUGAAUCAACUGCAGAUUGUUCUCUCUCUCUCUAGUCGGGACGGGGGAGAAAUUUGGUUCAGUUUGCAUUUAAAGCCAAAUCUAUCAGAUUUGCAUUUUCCAGAACGAAAACACAAAUCCACGCUUAUCCAGAUUUUCCAAUACUUUCUGCCAUUAGGAAAGUGAUGGAGAAAUGCACUUAAAAGUGUGAGGUCAAUGACUGAUCAACAAGAUGUACAGCCACCACACAAGCAAAUCCCAUAAAUGCUCAGAGGCUGACCGAAAGGACUCGCUGCUACGUCAUAAUUGCUUUGGACAACAGAUGGUUGCCACAGGAUCUCCUAAAUCCAAGGGUGUUGCCAUUGUUUUACAUUCCCAACUUGCUUUCAAAGCUCAUUAGACUCUCAAAGACACCAGCAGGAAUUUUGUCAAAGGGCUUUUACAAGAAGCUCACCUAAUAACACCGGGCUCAAUAUAUGCACCCAAUUCCAUACAGUUAAAAUCCCUGCACAAUCUUUUUCAGUGUUUAUGAGACUUUAUAACCAGUGAUCUGAUUCUUGGAGGAGUCUUGAACUGGAUUGUGUGAGGAAUUAAGUAAACUAAGUAGCUGCGCCUGAUUUAAACAGCGUAUUCUAUUUUCAGAAUUUGAACCUUUUGGUUUCAGAUUUGCCAGUCAUUUUGUGCGUGCUGAAUUGUUGAUGCUAGCAUUGUUGUCCCAUCAGACAUCUUAUUAUAAUCCUCCAAAACAUGGCUUGCAGUGCAAUCCUGAUGAUGCAUACUCAGGAGUAAGUCCUACUGAGUUCAAUCAGACUUCAUUCCCAAGUAAGUGGGAGCCUUAGAAGAUACUACAGAGGUGUGUGGUGUGUGCACGCUCCUCCUCUCAUGUUUCCUGAUUCUUUCCUCCAUUCCUAAGUUUCCUCUGGUGAUAGUUUGCUGCUAUGUCUGAAUUGGGUAAAACCAGAGCUCCUGGUCACCUCCAAGCCCUGAUUGGGAAUGAUGGCUUUAAAUGUCAUCACCCUGGGCAAUUGUAGCACCCAUGGUUAAAGGAGACCUGGAAAUGGAAGAAGGGAACCAGAAUCCUUUCUAGGAGGAGGAGCUUCUGUCACGUUCCCUAACUUCCAGACUUUUGCUUGGAAGCAUUGUCUUAACUGAGCCAUCUUGGUGGAAGAAAUGAGAGUCUAGUAGAUCAACCUGCUGCCAUUCAGGUGUUUGGAGCUCUAGUUUCUAUCAGCCACAGCCUGGGGAACCUCUGGCAUAUUCAGAACCCACUCUCUUAACAAAGAGUUCCAUCUGAACGUGGGUGACUGGCAACUUUUCACUAAAAAGGGGGGGGGGGAUAUUGUUUUUUCUGACUUCUGAUGCCAUUGGUUGCCAUUGUUUGAUGUCACAGACAAGAUGAGCACCAAAGGGUUGGGGCUUGCUGAGAGAGGUCAGAACAAGGAUUGGUGCAAGACGGGGCAGAGCAGAGAAAAGAGUAGGUGCUGAUGAAGGAGAAGACCUUGUGGCCUAACUGGGGAAAGAGCAAUUGAGCCUGGGGAGGCCAGAGAAAGGGGACGUGGGGUCCUGGGGAAAGGAUGAGCAGAGAAGGCCUGGAAAGCUUCUGAUCUACCUCUAUGGCUUUGGAAUUCCGCCCCAGGAAUUUUGGACAAAAAAGAGCAUGAGCCUUCAGUUGGUACCAUCACUUGUCUUCUUCAGUGGAUCUUCCCACAAUUAGUGAUAACCCCAUGCAGGUAUUUUCCACCUCACCCGCACUGAAGCUCUUGCCCACAACGUGAGAACUUUAGCUCCCCAACUCAGCCCAGUAUACCUGAAGGAGUGUCUCCACCCCCAUCGUUCUGCUCGGACACUGAGGUCCAGCUCUGAGGG